AUGGCCCCCAAAGACAACAAAGAAACCAAGCCUGUCAUCACCGAGACCAGACCUGACGAUAUUCUCUGUGGCAAGGAAAAAGCUUGCGUCAGCCAUCCAGGAUCCAUUAACUUCAGAGCCGUCAUUGAUAAGUUUGCUCCAAAGUACCAAGAAGCAAUCACCAAACAGGAAAAGAUGAAUGUCACCAAGGAAAUCUACGAGAGCCUCGGCAGCCAGAACUCUCGCUUCCUCAAGUACAAUGCCAAGGCCAAGGCCUGGGAAGAGCUCACCUCACUGUUGGCACGAGACAAGAUCUCCCACGCUCUCCGAUUCGCCAACCGCGAAAAGAAAUCAUCUGCUCCAUCUUCCACCACCAAGUCCAAGUCCUCCGCAAAGAAGACUCACCGCCGCAAUGGAUCCGACAGCUCGAAUUCUACUCUUUCGACUGCCGCCACCGAACUGAGCUUGGAAGACUUUGAAGACAUGAUGUUGGACAGUGAACCCCUCGACUUUGAGGCAGAUGACAGUGUCAAUGACAAGCCAUACGCCUAUGAGAUCCCCUUUGACAACCUCCCAGCUCCCACUCCCGUCUACUCUCAUUCCUAUGCGCCCCACUAUUACCAACAACAACCGUAUGGACACCCACCCCAACCAUACUACCACUCUCACCACUACCACUCCUACCAACAUUAUGCUCCUGCUCCCCAGCACCACAUGCCUCCUCACCACUACGAGGAACCUCGUCACUACGAGCAACCCCGUGAGGAGGCUGCAAUGAUGGCCUUUCCGGAAAAGCCUGAUGUUGAACUUCCCACAAGAGAAGGCAGCAUGGAUAUCGACUUGUCAGACAUCAUGAGCGAACCUCUUAUCGAGUGGGACAUGCAAACAGACAAUGUCUACACAAUCAACUGCCAAUAG
This is a messenger RNA of Seminavis robusta, 897 nucleotides long. NCBI's taxonomy places the organism in Eukaryota, Bacillariophyta, Bacillariophyceae, Naviculales, Naviculaceae. The record is from the annotation of a GenBank genome assembly.